AUGACAAACCAAGACUACGUCCAACUUAACCGCACCGGCGACAAGAUGCCUCUUGUAGGCUUUGGUUGCUGGAAAGUGAGCAAAGAUGAUGUGGAGAACACUAUUUACGCUGCCGUCAAAGCUGGUUAUCGCCUUUUUGAUGGCGCUUGUGAUUACGGCAAUGAAGCGGAAGUGGGACGUGGUUUGAAGAAAGCAAUUCAGGAUGGAUUGGUCAAGCGUCAAGAAUUGUUUGUGGUUUCCAAGUUAUGGAAUACCUUCCACUCGAAAGACCAUGUACGCUCUGCUGCCGAAAAGCAAUUGAAAGAUUGGAACUUGGAGUAUUUUGACUUGUACCUGGUUCACUUCCCUGUGCCGUUGAAAUACGUUGACCCAAAGGAUAAAUAUCCACCAAGCUGGUAUCAGCCUAACAACGAGGACAGCCUCGAAUUUGAGCGUUCGCCUAUGCACGAAACAUGGCGCGAAAUGGAGAAACUGGUGGAUGAUGGAUUGGCGCGCAAUAUCGGUAUUUCCAAUUUCAACGUUCAGUCAGUCUUGGACUUGUUAAGUUAUUGCCGAAUCAAACCCGCCACAUUGCAAGUCGAAAUUCACCCUUAUUUGCCCCAAAAGCGUCUGGUGGAAUGGGUACAGUCUCAGGGAAUUCAAGUGACAGCUUAUUCAUCAUUCGGUCCAGGCUCCUAUAGUGGUAUGUCUGAAGCGGGAAAGACCACACAACCUCUGCUUAGCCACGACAAAAUCAAGGCGAUUGCCGAUAAGUACAAAGUGUCAACCGGUCAAGUGUUGCUGCGAUGGGCUAUUGAAAGAGGCAUCGCUGUUAUCCCAAAGAGCGAGCACGAAGAGCGUUUGAAAUCCAAUCGCGAUGUAUUCUCUUGGUCUUUGGACAAGGAAGAUCAGAAAGAAAUCGAUUCGCUCAGCUGUGGAUUACGUUUCAAUAAUCCCGAUGAUAUGGGCUUGGGCUUACCAUUGUUUGCUUAA
Molecule: messenger RNA, 972 nt
Organism: Radiomyces spectabilis
Lineage: Eukaryota; Fungi; Mucoromycota; Mucoromycetes; Mucorales; Radiomycetaceae
Product: 4-dihydromethyltrisporate dehydrogenase
Exons: 4
Coding region: 1-972 (323 amino acids)
Cellular component (GO): cytosol
Molecular function (GO): aldose reductase (NADPH) activity
Source: RefSeq, a predicted model, not a curated record